This is a messenger RNA of Miniopterus natalensis, 2838 nucleotides long. NCBI's taxonomy places the organism in Eukaryota, Metazoa, Chordata, Mammalia, Chiroptera, Miniopteridae. The record is from RefSeq and is a predicted model, not a curated record.
UGUGAGAAGUGAAGUGAGGAGAGGCGAGGAGAGGCAGCCCCGGACCCACGGACCCACAGACUGAGCGGCCCCUACGGCCGUCAGCAGCCAGGCGGCCCGAGAUGUUGUCCGGGAAGAAGGCGGCGGCCGCAGCUGCCGCGGCGGCCGCUGCUGGCUCAGAGGCCGGCGCCGGGCCAGCGGCUGGCUCGGAGAAUGGCUCAACCGUCGUGCCUGGAUCUGCAACCCCCAUGGAAACGGGAAUCGCAGAGACUCCAGAGGGGCGACGCACCAGCCGGCGCAAGCGGGCGAAGGUAGAGUACAGAGAGAUGGAUGAAAGCUUGGCCAACCUCUCCGAAGAUGAGUAUUAUUCAGAAGAAGAGAGAAAUGCCAAAGCAGAGAAGGAAAAGAAGCUUCCUCCACCACCCCCUCAAGCCCCACCUGAGGAAGAAAAUGAAAGUGAGCCUGAAGAGCCAUCUGGGCAAGCAGGAGGACUUCAAGACGACAGUUCUGGAGGGUAUGGAGACGGCCAAGCAUCAGGUGUGGAGGGUGCAGCGUUCCAGAGCAGACUCCCUCAUGACCGGAUGACUUCUCAAGAAGCAGCUUGUUUUCCAGAUAUCAUCAGUGGACCACAGCAGACCCAGAAGGUCUUUCUAUUUAUCAGAAACCGCACAUUGCAGUUGUGGUUGGAUAAUCCAAAGAUUCAGCUGACUUUUGAGGCUACUCUCCAACAAUUAGAAGCACCUUACAACAGUGACACUGUGCUUGUCCACCGAGUUCACAGUUACUUGGAGCGCCAUGGUCUCAUCAACUUUGGCAUCUAUAAGAGGAUAAAGCCCCUCCCAACUAAAAAGACAGGAAAGGUAAUUAUUAUAGGCUCUGGAGUCUCGGGCUUGGCAGCAGCUCGUCAAUUACAAAGUUUCGGAAUGGAUGUCACACUUCUGGAAGCUAGGGAUCGUGUAGGUGGACGAGUGGCCACAUUUCGCAAAGGAAACUAUGUAGCUGAUCUUGGAGCCAUGGUAGUAACAGGUCUUGGAGGGAACCCCAUGGCUGUCGUCAGCAAGCAAGUAAAUAUGGAACUGGCCAAGAUCAAGCAAAAAUGCCCACUUUAUGAAGCCAAUGGACAAGCUGUUCCUAAAGAGAAAGAUGAAAUGGUAGAGCAAGAGUUUAACCGAUUGCUAGAAGCUACAUCUUACCUUAGCCAUCAGCUGGACUUCAAUGUCCUGAAUAAUAAGCCUGUGUCCCUUGGCCAGGCAUUGGAAGUUGUCAUUCAGUUACAAGAAAAGCAUGUCAAAGAUGAGCAGAUUGAACAUUGGAAGAAGAUAGUGAAAACUCAGGAGGAAUUGAAAGAGCUUCUUAAUAAGAUGGUAAAUUUGAAAGAGAAAAUUAAAGAGCUCCAUCAGCAAUACAAAGAAGCAUCCGAAGUGAAGCCGCCCAGAGACAUCACUGCUGAGUUCUUGGUGAAGAGCAAGCACAGGGACCUGACUGCCCUGUGCAAGGAAUAUGAUGAAUUAGCUGAAACACAAGGAAAGCUAGAAGAAAAACUUCAAGAAUUGGAAGCUAAUCCCCCAAGUGAUGUGUAUCUCUCGUCAAGAGACAGACAAAUACUUGACUGGCAUUUUGCAAAUCUUGAAUUUGCUAAUGCCACACCUCUUUCUACACUCUCCCUUAAACAUUGGGAUCAGGAUGAUGACUUUGAGUUUACUGGCAGCCACCUGACAGUGAGGAAUGGCUACUCAUGUGUGCCCGUGGCGUUAGCAGAAGGCCUAGACAUUAAAUUGAAUACAGCGGUCCGGCAGGUCCGUUACACAGCUUCAGGGUGUGAAGUGAUAGCUGUGAACACCCGCUCCACAAGCCAGACCUUCAUUUACAAGUGUGACGCCGUGCUCUGUACCCUCCCCUUGGGCGUGCUGAAGCAGCAGCCGCCGGCUGUUCAGUUUGUGCCGCCUCUUCCUGAGUGGAAAACAUCUGCGGUGCAGAGGAUGGGAUUCGGCAACCUGAACAAGGUGGUGUUGUGCUUUGACCGGGUGUUCUGGGAUCCCAGUGUCAAUUUGUUCGGGCAUGUUGGCAGCACGACUGCCAGCAGGGGUGAGCUCUUCCUCUUCUGGAACCUCUAUAAAGCUCCUAUACUAUUGGCACUAGUGGCAGGAGAAGCUGCUGGCAUCAUGGAAAACAUAAGUGAUGAUGUGAUUGUAGGCCGAUGCCUGGCCAUCCUCAAAGGGAUUUUUGGUAGCAGUGCAGUGCCCCAGCCCAAGGAAACAGUGGUGUCUCGCUGGCGUGCUGAUCCCUGGGCCCGGGGCUCCUAUUCCUAUGUAGCUGCAGGAUCAUCUGGAAACGACUAUGAUUUAAUGGCUCAGCCAAUCACUCCCGGCCCCUCAAUUCCAGGUGCCCCACAGCCAAUCCCACGACUCUUCUUUGCUGGAGAACACACAAUCCGUAACUACCCAGCCACAGUCCACGGUGCUCUGCUGAGUGGGCUUCGAGAAGCAGGAAGGAUUGCAGACCAGUUCUUGGGAGCCAUGUACACCCUGCCUCGCCAGGCCACCCCAGGUGUCCCUGCACAGCAGUCCCCAAGCAUAUGAGACAGUCGUAUCCUAAGGGAAGAGGCUGACGUAUGUGUCUUUUGCUGUGUAAGCAAAACUCUUCUAGCAAUACUAGAUUCCUGAAAAACUUGCCCUGGCUUCCCGGCUCCCAUGAUCAACUGAAGUUCAUGGGAGGUGGCCGAGGAGGGAGGCACUUGACCAUUGGUGUGGAGUGUGCGCUUCAUCAAGACUGAGGCAAGCAGGCGCUAUGAGGACAUCUUAGUCUCUUGGUGUGUGGUAGCUUUUUUAUAUUUUGAGAAUAAAACUUCAUAUAAAAUUA